Messenger RNA from Spodoptera littoralis (African cotton leafworm), 1569 nucleotides. Lineage: Eukaryota; Metazoa; Arthropoda; Insecta; Lepidoptera; Noctuidae. The record is from the annotation of a GenBank genome assembly.
AUGCGUGCGCGCAGUGUACUCGCGUUUUGUGCUUUUAUCGUCACUGUACGAUCCACGUUACGAACGGAUCGUCAGUUUUGGACGGACCUCGCACACAAUGAGUUAGAAGAAGCCCUGAAGAUAAAAUGGAACCUGAAUCCUGCGAAGAACGUGAUCCUGUUCAUAGGAGACGGCAUGGGACCGAACACUGUGACAGCAGCCAGGAUAUACAAGGGCGGGGAGAGCCACAGGCUGGUCUAUGAGAAGUUCCCUCAUAUGGGACUUUUGAAGACAUAUUCAGCAAACAAGAUGGUGCCCGACUCAGCUUGCACUGCGACCGCCAUGUUCAGCGGAGUGAAGGUCAACCAGGAUACAGUAGGAGUCGACGCUUCGGUUCAGCACAGGGACUGUGAAGCAGGUCUCAAGGCCGAGGCUAGAUUGAAGUCCCUCGCAGCUUUAGCCUUGGAAGCUGACAAGAGUGCAGGUUUCGUAACAACAAUGCGAGUGACGCACGCGACCCCCAGUCCUUUGUACGCGCACAGUGCGAGCCGCAACUGGGAGUGUGAGGCCAGGCUGCCAGACAACUCUCCCUGCAAGGACAUUGCCAGACAACUUGUCGAGGAUUGGCCUGGACGAGAUUUGCAAGUCAUAAUGGGAGGAGGCAGGCAGCAGUUGGUGUCGAAUGCAACUGGCACCGAGCAGGACCCUAUAAAUCUGAGCCCGUGGACCUGCUACCGGCAAGAUGGACGGAACCUCAUUGAGCAGUACAAGACGGACAAACAGACACGAGGUUUUAAACACAGUGUGAUCAUGAACAAUAGGGAGCUAGCAGAGCUGAACGUUAAUGAAACGGAUUAUUUACUCGGAAUUUUCUCGAACGAGCACUUGAGCUAUGACCACGAGAGAAACAAGGGACCAGAUGGCAUGCCCUCACUGUCCGAGAUGGUGGGAGCCGCCAUCAAAGUCCUGCAGAAGAAUAAAAAGGGAUACUUCCUCAUGGUAGAAGGUGGCAACGUAGACAUGGCCCAUCACAGAGGCUGGGCCAAGGUCGCUGUGAACGAGGCUGUAGCUAUGGAGGAAGCUGUCCAACUCGCAGCCGACAUGACUGAUGCGGAAGACACCCUGCUCAUCGUCACCAGCGACCACACGCAUACAUUGUCUAUAAACGGCUAUCCUGAUCGAGGGUCCAGUAUUUUUGGCAUAGCUCAACCGUCAAGCCAUGAUGGCAUAAACUACACAACAUUAUCGUACGGCACGGGAGGUCCGGGGUCAUUCCAGUUCUACGUGCAAACUGACACGACUGGCAGCCACGUGAUGCGACGAGAACCUAGCAAGGAGGACACGGAGCAGUACAACUACACCCAGGUCGCCGGUAUACAGCUCGUGGAGAAUUACCAUGGAGGUGGCGAUGUGGCUGUCUAUGCUAGAGGUCCCUAUUCCCAUUUAUUCCACAACGUCCACGAGCAGCACUAUGUGUUCCACGCGAUAUCCUACGCAGCCAAGCUCGGGGCCUAUUCCAGCAGCACAACUCUUCAAGUGAACGUCUUCCACCUGGCCAUCAUCACAGCCAUCAGCUUCUUCAUGCUGUGA